AAGAAGAAAAACUUGGGGCGGUUGGAGCACCCGAGUGUCGUUGAUUUGUCAGACUUUUAUCGUGACUUUCUCAAUGAACGCUAUAACAGCCUUAUUGCUUAUAAUAGGCAGUGGUACUAUCGAAAUAUUGCGCUUUUUUGGCCCGCCUUCAAGGUACAGCUCAUCAGAUUUCGGCGAACACUCGGUAGAUUUAUAAGA
Gongylonema pulchrum is the source of this 198-nucleotide messenger RNA. Lineage: Eukaryota; Metazoa; Nematoda; Chromadorea; Rhabditida; Gongylonematidae. The record is from the annotation of a GenBank genome assembly.